Messenger RNA from Malania oleifera, 761 nucleotides. RefSeq lists its product as uncharacterized. Bases 71 to 691 code for a protein of 206 amino acids. NCBI's taxonomy places the organism in Eukaryota, Viridiplantae, Streptophyta, Magnoliopsida, Santalales, Ximeniaceae. The transcript has a single exon. The record is from RefSeq and is a predicted model, not a curated record.
AAACACACCGAAGAACCAGCUGGUUUCACUAUCAUUUUUCCAAGCUAUACGUCAUUUUCAAGAAGCAGAGAUGAGGAGAGAGGGUCGGCAGCACGGGAUGGUCCGGACCUACCGGAUUCUCCCGGCCCCGUUGAACUUGAGACCCGAACCCCGAUUCAACCGCUACGACUCGCCGCCGACCGCCGGCCUCUUCACCCGAGCCCCCUCCAAGCCCACCAACCACUCCAAGUUCACCGGCAAAUGCGGCCGGCCCCGGUGCUCCGGCUGCCACCUCCACCCCGCCUGCAAGUCACGGGAUAAGUCCAAGGGCACCCACAAGCUCCGGUCCUCCGACGUCGUCUCGAAUAGCCGGCUGGUCUCCUGGCGGGUCGUGGACUGCCGACCCGGGUCGAACUUCGCCGGCGUGUCGGCCACCGGGAUGUUGAAUCUUCUGGGUACGGAUUAUCUGGACGAUUACGAUUACGAUGAUGAUGAUGCUGAUUGUGUUGAAGAUCCUGCGGUGGGGGUUUGUGAGGGUUUAGAAGAAGAGAGGGAGAAUGAAUCUGGGGCUGGAGCUGAUGGUGGAAUCAUUGAUGAUGAAAAAGAUCAUGGUGAUCAUGAUGAAGAUGACGGUAUGAGCUUUUGUGAGGUGGGUUUGGUGUGGGAACAGGUGGAGGGAGAUGAAGAUUGGUGUGUGGUUGAAGAAUUGUGAUUGCUUCUUCAUUGAAAAUAAAAUAAGUGUAAAAUUUUUAUUUGUGUAACUAAUUUUGUGCAUUUAUCCA